This is a messenger RNA of Saccostrea cuccullata (small rock oyster), 1863 nucleotides long. RefSeq lists its product as uncharacterized. Gene Ontology annotation, molecular function: peptide receptor activity; guanylate cyclase activity; adenylate cyclase activity. The transcript has 5 exons. Gene Ontology annotation, cellular component: plasma membrane. Bases 1 to 1863 code for a protein of 620 amino acids. NCBI's taxonomy places the organism in Eukaryota, Metazoa, Mollusca, Bivalvia, Ostreida, Ostreidae. Gene Ontology annotation, biological process: cGMP biosynthetic process; intracellular signal transduction; receptor guanylyl cyclase signaling pathway. The record is from RefSeq and is a predicted model, not a curated record.
AUGACGACUAGUUCCAUACCCCCAAAAUCCACUUUGACAAAUGUUCAUCAAUGCGAUGAAAAUAAAUCUUUGAGCUCAAGGAUUUCCAAAGAACCACAAAGUAACUUACGGGAACAAAGUAUUCAGAGAGAUAAACGGCGAUCUACUUGCAACAGAGGUGCAAAACACUGGAAAAUGAUCAUAAUAAUUUUGAUACCAGUGUUAUCUCUGACUUCUCUGGCAACUUACAGUCUUUUGAAAGCAGCAAAGGUUAAAAAAGCUUCAGUUGAUUCCAUUCAAAAGGUCAAAGUUGCACAUUUGUAUGCAAACCUGAUCCAAAUGCUGCAGAGAGAAAGAGGGAUCUCUUCAACAUAUCUCAGCACCUCCUCGAACAGGAAUGUACUGCUGGACAUUAUGCUGAAAGCCAGAACGAAUUCAGAUCAAGCCUUUGCACAAAUACCGUCAAAUCACGAUGCCAUUUACAUCCAGGGGAUUCCACACACAAUCUUUGAAGUUCAAAAGAGAAUUCUUUUAUCAAGAGCGAAGAUUGAAAAUGGGUCUUUCUCAGUUGAAGAUCAUCUAACUUUCUACACCCAGAUAAACACUGGGUUGAUGAAUAUCAUGUUCAAUGAUGUUUCCAUACCAGGGGAGUACAGCUGCAUUCUAGACGUUGUAGCAUUUUCAUCACUAGUAAGAUGGACAGAUGUUAUUGGUUUGUUGCGAGCUAGAAUAGCAUUCCAAUAUGCGACUUGUGAAUUUACUUCAGAGACCUUACAGAAUUAUAAAUUUCUGACCGGGGAAGCUAAAAGUUAUAAAGAUAUAUUUACACAUUAUAGUUCUGAUACCAAAACUGCCUUUUUGAAGAAAAAUCAGAGCGCAGAAAGGUACUUGGAGGAUGUACGAAAUACUGCUUGGUCUGAAUCAUUUCUUAAGACGUGUAAAACAAAAUCGAAAGAAGAUCGUUUAUCCUUUGGCUUGAUGUAUUUUGAAAACAUGACAGAAUUAAUCGAUUUCGCAUUUGACACCCAGCAACUCCUCUCUAAAGUCUUAAUUGGGAAAUUAUUGGACAUAAACAAAAACGCCGAAUUUCAGUUCCACGUAUAUCUCACUGUUCAGUUCAUCGUUAUUAUUGUGAGCAUCAUUUUAACAAUAUGGUAUAUUCUGUGUAUCGGUGACAUGACGCUGGAAAUAACAAACAAUGCCGUAGAGUUAGAAUGCAAGUCCAAAGAGUUAGCUGCGGAGAGGGAGGUGACAGAAAGUCUCAAAUACCAAUGGAUACCGAAGAACCUUAGAAAUACAGGAACUGUCAAUGCCGAAAGCUUUGAAAAUGUCACAGUUUUCAUGAGCGACAUCGUAAAUUUUACGGAACUGGAAACCAGAAGUUCGGCUAAACAGAUCAUUAAUUUACUUAAUGAUUUAUAUGGAUUGUUUGACAGGGAAGCAAAAAAAUACGAUGUCCAAAAAAUAGAGACACUCGGAGACUCUUACAUGGUUGCUAGUGGAGUACCUGAAAGAAAUGGCAAUGCGCAUGCGUUGCAUAUUUGCAAUUUGGCCCUUGUUCUUCAAGAAAUAAUGAAAAGAUACCAAGUUCCUAGAACAUUUGAAAGACUUGAAAUUGUUAAAGUUCGGAUCGGAAUCCAUUCAGGUCCGUGUGCAGCUGGACUUCUUGGACUUAAAAUGCCAAGAUAUUGUUUAUUUGGGGAAACAGUAAGCAUGGCGAAAAGAUUGAAAUCUGCCGGAAGAGGAGGGAAAAUCCAUGUUAGUAGCAAGACGUUCCAAUUAAUCAAAGGUUUUUGCCAUUUUAAAGCCUUUGAAAGAGGAAAUAUCAAAGCAAAGGGACGGAGACCAGUGAAGACCUAUUGGCUUGAAUCCUCAGCUCAGUAA